AUGGUGCUUGAGAUCAAGCCGUCCCACGCCUCGAUCGCGGAGCGCCGGCAGCUGCGCAGACACGCGCAGCCCGAGCACCAGUACACGGGGCACGUGCCGCCCGACCCGCGUGACGUUGACGUAGCACCGGCUCCGGUGCGAGGCAAGAUCAAGCACGCGAUAGUCGGCUAUCAAGGGCACCGCCACAACCGCGAAGAUAUGAUCGGCGUCACGUUCACAAAGGGCCUUCAAGUGUGCACACCGGCGACUACGCGUAAAUUGCAUCCGAAGAAACGAAGCGGAGAGAAGGAAGGCUCGGGGUACGGGCAGUUUGACGAGAUUAGUGGCUACGGCGAGUUCCAAGCGCCACCGUCGCAGCACUCGAUCGACGCGACGCGAAAAGCCUAUGAGCGAGCGCUCGCAGCUGUCGGUGGCGCCCCAAAGCUCUCAGGCAUCGCAUCGGCGAUUGCAGCUGCGCUGCGCCAGAAGCUGACGAAGAAGGGGGCGCUGCAGAAGCGGCUUCAAUUUGCGUUUGAACACGUCGCGUACCCAGACGGAUCGGUGGACCGACGUCGGCUGCAAGAUGCCCUUAGCAGCCUCAACUGCAGCCUCACCGACGACGAGCGCACGGCGCUCUUUUGCCAGUUUGAUCCGACGUGCAGCGGUCGCGUGUCCAUCAACCACUUGAUCACGCUCAUUGCCCACCACGCGACCUUGUAAUGUCAAGAAUAAAUAAUCAAAUUGCUACUGAAUUAUGCCUG
Messenger RNA from Saprolegnia parasitica CBS 223.65, 740 nucleotides. RefSeq lists its product as hypothetical. The coding region runs from base 1 to 699 and encodes 232 amino acids. The record is from RefSeq and is a predicted model, not a curated record. The transcript has 7 exons. Lineage: Eukaryota; Oomycota; Saprolegniomycetes; Saprolegniales; Saprolegniaceae.